Messenger RNA from Cryptococcus amylolentus CBS 6039, 1784 nucleotides. RefSeq lists its product as hypothetical. Gene Ontology annotation, cellular component: cytoplasm; proteasome regulatory particle, lid subcomplex; nuclear proteasome complex. Bases 28 to 1308 code for a protein of 426 amino acids. NCBI's taxonomy places the organism in Eukaryota, Fungi, Basidiomycota, Tremellomycetes, Tremellales, Cryptococcaceae. The record is from RefSeq and is a predicted model, not a curated record. The transcript is spliced from 5 exons.
CUCUAAUUCACUUCCCAUCCCAUCGCCAUGUCUCUCAAUAACAGAAAGCAAGAACGCGACUUUACUGCCGAAGUAAAGGCCCUCGAGCCAGAAGCAGAGCAGCUCACCAAGGAUGGCAAGCUUCAGGAAGCGAUCGACAAAAUCACUCUGCUCGAGAAGCAGACCCGAAACGCCGCCGACAUGUCCUCCACUUCCACCCUGCUCGUCCUGCUCGCCCGUCUCUGCUGGUCCACCCAGGACUUGGACACGCUCAACGCCCAACUGACCAUUUUGGCCAAGAAGCACGGCCAGAUCAAGGAGGCGGUGGUGCGUAUGGUGGAUGAGGCUAUCAAGUGGCUUCCGGAGCUUCGGGCCAGAAAAGACAAGGGGGACUAUAACGGAAAGGACAAGGUGGACAGGUGGUUGGAGCUGGUCAAGACAUUGAGGGAUAUCACGGAGGGCAAGAUCUUUUUGGAACUGCCGAGGGCGCGCUUGACGGGCAUGCUUGCGGCUCACCAUGAGGCGUUGGCCGAGACGGCUCCCAAAGAUGCUCCCGAAUCCUCCAAGGCCUCCAAAGAGAAGGAGAAGGACAAGAAGGAUGCAAAGGAGCCCGCCAAAGAACCCGUGACCGCCAAGGAGCACCUCGACACUGCCGCCGACCUCAUGUCUGAUAUCCAGGUGGAGACCUACUCCUCGAUGGACAAGCGCGAAAAGACCGAGUUCAUCUUGGAGCAGAUGAGACUGGAAAGUCAACGAGGCAAUUGGGUGCGAGUACGCGUGGGAAGCAGAAAGAUCAACAGGGUGUACUUGAAAGACAAGGAAGUGCAGGACAUUAAACUCCGUUUCUACGACCUGAUAGUCCAGCUUGCUCUUCAAGAUGACGAAUACCUUGAAGCUUGCCAGGCCUACCAGGAAGUGUGGGACACUGAAGAAGUCAAGGCCGAUGCGGCAAAGGAGCUCAGUGCGAUUGAAAACAUCAUAAUAUAUGUCGUGCUCGCUUCUUACAACAAUGAGCAAAGCGACAUGAUCCACAAGCUGUAUGCGAACGCGGCUUUGCAAAAGGCUCCCCUGCACUUCGACCUGUUGAAAUGUUUCGUCACCAAAGAGCUCAUGCGGUGGAAGGGUAUCGAAGAUAUCUACGGCACCACCCUCCGCCAAUCGCCCAUCUUUGCUCCUGGAUCUACACUGGGCAAGAAGAUUGGUGUGACGGAAAAGGCCAAGAAGACUACAGAGGAGUUUGAGAACCCAGGAGACAAGAGGUGGGAAGAGCUGCACAAACGGGUCGUCGAGCACGUACGUUGGUGUUCAAAAGUGCCAGGACAUUACUAACGUGGAAUUCAAGAACAUCCGCGUCGUCGCCACCUACUACUCCCGCAUAACCCUCCCCCGUUUGUCCGCCCUCCUCGACCUGCCCCCUCUCACCACCGAACGUACCCUCUGCCAGCUCGUCACCUCCAAAACCGUCUACGCCCGUAUCGACCGCCCAGCCGGCAUCGUCGACUUUAGGAAGAAGCAAAAUGUGAAUGGGACGUUGAACGGGUGGAGUGGAGACUUGGGCAAGAUGUUGGAUUUGGUGGAGAAGGCGAGCCAUUUGGUUAGCAAGGAGUAUGCGAUGCAUGAGGCGGUCAAGGGGAAGAAGGUGGCGGCGUAGAGUGCACAACUGGAGAGGGAAUAGCGGAUUAGAAGUAGAGUUGUACCAAACCAUCAUGAAACGUAUCAUUGAUUAUGAAUGUGAAGAAUGGGUGGGAGACCCUUGGGAGGGAUGCUAGCCAUUGGACCGUGCCAGCGGUGACAUAGGUGGAUCA